Molecule: messenger RNA, 393 nt
Organism: Macrosiphum euphorbiae (potato aphid)
Lineage: Eukaryota; Metazoa; Arthropoda; Insecta; Hemiptera; Aphididae
Source: the annotation of a GenBank genome assembly
AUGCAAGUACCUACGUGCGGCGAUACUAUGACGCCAGAGUCAGCCGACAACGGUCUGUGUGACAAGUCCAUAACGCUCCGCAAGCACCGCAAAAAUAUAUUUAAUAAAUCAGCAUUGAGGAUGGUAGCUGCAGAAAUGACAAGUAAUCAAGAUAAAGAUGUCACACAAGUGCAAUACAUAGAUAUCAGUCCUGACUUUCUAACGACUGGACGAACCGGCAGAAGGAACGCAUUACCAGAUAUACUAGGUGAACAUAAACUGACGUCCACAGCUGACUUACCCGACCGAUUACAAGCUCUUACAACAAAUGAGGGAGCUGGGACAAGUAAUAUGCAACCAUCAACAACCAGUAGCGAUUCAGACAUGACUAAAACACAAAAUGCAACAUGUUGA